AAUGUCUCAACGACGACGAUAACAACAACAACAACGAGAGAGAGAAACUACCAAAUCGCUUCCGAGAGGAAGGAGACGUGACGCGAGCGUGACGCUGGAACAACCACCGGGUCACAAUCCACAAACCACACACACACAGCGAGAGUGAGCAGAGAUGAUUGCUGGCCACAGCCACGAGAGGGCAGUAUAGGGCCGGAGUUUAAAGUCCUGUAGGGCCGGAGUCAGUAUAGGGCCGGAGUUUUUAGUUUUGUAGGGCCGGAGUCAGUAUCCCUUCUCAUUCGCAACUGCGUGGUGUGUGUGGCUCUCUCUCUCUGCCUCUCUCUCCCUCCCAGUGCAGGGCGUGUUCCUUUAAACUUUGAAUGAAAGGGGGACACAAAAAAACUUUUUUUAAAAAACCCAAGAUUCCCGUCUCUUGUCGGCAACUUUAUAAUUGGGCAUUUUAAUUGUUGCCAUUGUGGGUUUAAGCUUUAACCCGACGGCAAGAUGAUGGCAGGCGAAGUCUUGAAUCUCCGGGAUCUGAACCCACAAGAUUUAGAUUGGCUGUGCAUCUAUAAUCAUGACGGAACAUACGAAGAAGAUGCAGCUUCAGAUUAUCUAUUUGAAGACAGCUGCUUGGAUUUAUCGAGCAUUACCGGCCUACAUGACAGUAAGGAGGUCGGCACUGAUGUCGGUGGAUUAAAGCAGCAUCUCAGAGAGAGCGGAGGCUUUGAUGUCGACGAUUAUGACGAUGACGACGACGACGAUGACGACGACGAUGACGACGAUGACAUUGAAGUUACCAUCGGCAACAUCCGCACCGGAACCAAAACCCGCAGCUCUGCUCACAGUGGCAAUCCCGUGAGCCUCAAUAUAAAGACCCAGACCCAGUCGUGUGUCAACACUGCUGCAGCCGGCAAGCAGAAGAAGGGGGUGGACAUGAAUGCCUUGGGGAACAUCGGUGGUGUCCCCGUCCUGGAUUUCAACCUCGACUCACUGGAAGAGAAGCCGUGGAGGAAGCCAGGCACCGACCCAUCCGAUUUCUUCAACUUUGGUUUCACCGAGGAGACGUGGACCACGUACUGCGAGAAGCAGAGGCACCUGCGCAUGGGUCUCGACCACGUCCCCGCCAAAAGCUGCGGCUUCGUGGGCACAACGGCCAACUCGAAGCAGCUGAACAAUGGAGUCUCUAACGAUGUGCAACACCGAAACGAGGUGCACUUUGAUGUAUCCAGGGCCAAAGCCAAGGCUGGCCUACUCUCAGAGAGCAGCAGCAGCACCAGCAGCAGCAGCAGGUACGGGGCGGUGGACGAGAUGGUGCAAGUGAACGGAGGCCUGUGUGAGGACAGCGCGGUUCAGGCCCACGCGCACGUGAUUCCAGAUGGGCUGGAGCAGAUCAUGCAGCAGUUGGAAUUCGAUGUGCACAAGAACGCGGCACAUUUCUUCCCUCCAAACAUAGCUCAUCAGCAGUCCUUCCCUGUGCUGUCACCCACUUUCCUGCCACCCUCUCCUUUCACCUCGGAGGUUUUGCAGACCAUGCAUCAAGCAGGGCACGUGGCUUUCACAGGUAUUUCCCCAUCCAAUUUAUUCGCUGUCCUCAAUGCCGCGGAAAGCUUCCCGAGCUAUGAUGGUGCGAUGGCUCACACGUACGACUACAACACCCUGGGGAUGGGCUACACGCCCAGCCCCGGGCAGACACCACUGGCCUGGCCGUCGUUGCUCAGGAGAUCGGGCGCCGCUGCCGUUUGGGACCUCUACAUGCAGCAGUGUGCCCGCGACGCGGCCCUCGCCGGCCAGAUGAGCGGCGCCAUGCCCGCCACGUGCAACAACGGAGCUCACGGAGGACACGAGGCCGUCGCGUCGAGCUCGGGGGAUUUCGCCGGCGGCCGUGACCAAUGGGAGCAGGCGCGCGGCCAGCACAGGGCGUGGGAGAAGCAGCGUCACGACCGGGACAACAGGGCAGACAGCCGCUGUCAACAGCUCCACAGUUGCAGCCAUCGGCAAGAAGGCGGCGGCGGUGAUGAGGUGACGGCCGCGGGGCACCGCAGACACCGUAAUCACCGGCUCCGGUACAGGGAGGAGCUGGUCGGCUCGGAGGAGCACAGCCUGUGCUGAGGCGGAGCGGCUGGCUGGCCACCGCACCCACUCCACACACCGCACCCAUCGUACGCACCGCACCAACUUCACCCACUCCACACACCGCACCAACU
Molecule: messenger RNA, 2186 nt
Organism: Petromyzon marinus (sea lamprey)
Lineage: Eukaryota; Metazoa; Chordata; Hyperoartia; Petromyzontiformes; Petromyzontidae
Cellular component (GO): mRNA cleavage and polyadenylation specificity factor complex
Source: RefSeq, a predicted model, not a curated record